GUCGGCAUCUUUUUUUUCUCUGCGAAUCACAAGUCUACACUUCUCUCUCUCUCUCUCUUUCUCUCUAAUCACAAAGCUUCCAUGGCGUCAGAUCAGAGCACAAAUCCACCGAUCAUGGAGGCAAAGACGAGACAUCCUCUUCACCAGAUCGCAGAUACACCAACACACAAGCUUCUCCUGAAACAAUGGCUAAAAGAAGAAGAGCUAAUCCUCAGCCGUGUCUCUCACAAAGAAUCUCAGAUCGAUUCCGUUCGAAGAGAAAUCACUCAGCUUUACAUUUUCUUCUUUCUCUUCCACUCCAUUUCUCUGUUACUCCUCUUCCACGCCUCUUCUUCAUCAUCACCUUCCUCUGCUUCUGCUUCCAGUGCUUGUAAAAGAUCAUGGAUCCCUUCACUCUGCGCUCUGCUAUCUUCGUUGGGAAUCAUUUGGGCGGUGAGGUACAAAUCGGAAGUGGAAUCGCAUCUUGAGAAGUUGUUGGAGAGGGAGAAAGAAGAUGCGAAGCUGUUGCGUAAAUGUGUUGAAGAGUUGAAGAAGAAAGGUAUCGAAUUUGAUUUGCUUAAGGAAGUUGAUGCUCUUCGUAGAGCAAAGAGUUUGAGAGUUGAGUCCAAGCCUGUGAGGAAAUGGUCUGCUAGGGAUUUUGUGACGCUCUUCUUCUUCUCUGUUUCGUGUUUGGUUCUUGCCAUGAUUAGGCUUAUUCUCUGCGAUUAGAUUCUUGUGCUCUUUUGUUGCUAUGAUUUAGCAGAAUUCUCUGGUUUCUGCAAUUUUAGUGUUUUUUUAGUUUUGUUUGAGAUAAUAAAGAAAAAGAACAUGUUUAAUUCUCAUC
This is a messenger RNA of Arabidopsis lyrata subsp. lyrata, 823 nucleotides long. RefSeq lists its product as uncharacterized. Bases 82 to 708 code for a protein of 208 amino acids. Lineage: Eukaryota; Viridiplantae; Streptophyta; Magnoliopsida; Brassicales; Brassicaceae. The transcript has a single exon. The record is from RefSeq and is a predicted model, not a curated record.